Anguilla rostrata (American eel) is the source of this 1420-nucleotide messenger RNA. RefSeq names its product MYST/Esa1-associated factor 6 (gene meaf6). The record is from RefSeq and is a predicted model, not a curated record. Lineage: Eukaryota; Metazoa; Chordata; Actinopteri; Anguilliformes; Anguillidae. The transcript is spliced from 8 exons. Gene Ontology annotation, cellular component: NuA4 histone acetyltransferase complex. Bases 109 to 711 code for a protein of 200 amino acids.
GUGGCAGCUCACGGUAAGGUUCACAGGCGGAGUUACAAAUGUAGGCGCCUUUUUGCGCUGGUGAAGGAGCUCCUUUUGUUUUUAUUCCGUUCAUUUUUCAUAUCCAAUAUGGCUAUGCACGCUAAAGCAACGCCGCCUCAGAUCCCGGACACACGUCGGGAACUGACAGAACUGGUGAAGAGGAAACAAGAACUUGCGGAGACACUGGCAAACUUGGAGCGGCAGAUCUAUGCGUUUGAGGGGAGUUACCUGGAAGACACUCAGAUGUACGGGAACAUCAUCCGAGGAUGGGAUCGUUACCUCACCAACCAAAAAAACUCCAACAGCAAGAAUGACAGAAGAAACAGAAAGUUCAAAGAGGCGGAACGUCUUUUCAGUAAAUCGUCGGUCACUUCUGUUGCGGCUGUCAGUGCUUUAGGGGGGAUACAGGACCAGCUAAUUGAAAAACGUGAGCCGGGCAGCGGCACAGAGAGCGAUAACUCGCCCGACUUCCAGAACCAGGAGAACGAGCCGAGCCAGGAGGACACCGAGGACCCCGACGGAGCCCUGCAGGGGAUGAAGCCUCAGAAAGCGGCCUCCUCUUCCUCGGGUAGUCACCACGGAAGCCACAAGAAACGGAAAAACAAGAACCGGCACAGCCCGUCUGGCAUGUUUGAUUAUGACUUUGAAAUUGACCUGAAGAUGAACAAAAAACCGAGAACCGACUACUAGGCCACCUGACAACCUGUGAGACGACAAGAGAAGGGAUUCCACCCCAGGGGGGUUGGGGUUGGUGGAGGGGGUGGUGGUAGGAGGGGGGCGUGCUGGGCAUGGUUCAGCUCCGGCCAGCAGCACCCCUGUACAGGCACAAACUUCUCCGUUAGAAAAAUACUCAUCGAAAGUGCUUCACCGUCUGCCCCUCCACCCACCAAACCCAUUGACUCCCCUCAACCCCCCCCCCCCACAUAAGUGUGCUUUGUAUCUCAGAGCCUCCAUCCCAUAAUUCUCCUCCCUCCUCCCUCACCUCUUCAUUUGGUGUUUUAGAGAAGAAGCCGUGUCAUGUGUCGUAGUAAGUACUCUGGCUCGCUGCUAGGGGGCGCCAGACGUUAGGCCUGUUUGUUUCGCGCACGGAGUCGUUGCAUGCGUACCCUGUCACACAGCACGCAGAGUCGAUCGUUCCAUGUGAAUGUUAGCGUCCUCCGGUUCUCCCUUCGUUGUGACUCGCUAAUUGGAUUUUAAAGCAAGAUUCUUUACUUUUUUUAUUUUUUACUUUUACUUUUCCUUUUUUUAUUUGGUUGUGUAGUUCUGACUGUACACCUGAAUAGCUGUAUGAUUUUUUUUUUCCUUUUUUUGUAUUUUGUUUUCUAUGCGUGAAAAAAAAAUGUUCGACCUUUGUAAUAAAAAUGUAAUAAAAAAAGUAUAUGCAAAUAAAUAAAAAAAA